AGUCAAAUCAUUUUGACCCUCUCAAAGAGGCAGCCAUGGCAAGACCGACAUGACCCUCAACUGAACCAUUGUCUAAGCCGAGCCGGAGAGGCGAUAUUGGAACCGUUCAAAUGCAACCGCAACACAGCCGGUACAACUGCUCUCUCACACAGUGGACACCAGCAAACUCCACAUUCUCGUCCUCCUAAUUCCAAUACAUUCUAUUCUUCAUCAACGCUCCCAGAAUUAGUGUUUCAGACCACCAACUCUCUCUCUAUCUCUCUAGCUAUCUACAUUUUUGACUUUCUAUAUCCAAUCUCCAAUAUUGCGAUCGAAUUCGAGACGAAACACGUGAAUCGCUGGACUUGUUUCGCUUUAAUCCUUGUACUCGUCGCUGAUUGUGUUUAUAAACCAUCUGUAAUUUAGGUUUCGCCUCGUGCUCUGUGAAGAAGAAUCAUGACCACAAAACUAUUGGAGAUUGAACCCAGCGAACUCAAGUUUACAUUUGAGUCGAAGAAACAAAGUUCAUGUGCAAUUCACCUUGCCAAUAUAUCUGAUCAAUAUGUUGCCUUCAAGGUAAAGACUACAUCACCGAAGAAAUACUGUGUUCGACCUAACAUAGGCAUUGUCAAGCCAAAGUCAACAUGUGAUUUCACAGUUACCAUGCAAGCUCAACAUUCAGCUCCAUCUGAUAUGCAAUGCAAAGAUAAAUUCCUUAUUCAGGGCACAAUUGUCCCUUUUGGGACAAGUGAAGAGGAUGUCACAACUGGCAUGUUCACAAAAGAGAGUGGUAAAUAUGUGGAAGAGAGCAAACUAAGGGUCAUUCUGGUUAGCCCACCACAUUCUCCAGUAUUGCUACCAAUCAAUGGAGUUUUGAAGCAAGAACCAUCUCAUGAAACUUCAAUGCAGAAAGAAAAAUUACUUAGUGGAGUAGAAAAUCUUCCCCCAACUGAAAUGGCAACUAGGGAUGCUGAGGAUUUCAAAAUUGCUACAGAUAUGGAUGAGCUAAGACCAACUAAAGAUAUGGAGUUGAGGCCAACUAAGGUUAUAGAGGAACCGGAGUUGAGAGCAGUUAAGGAUAUGGAGCCGAUCCAUGCUAAGAAUGUGGAACCAAGACCAGUUGAGGAUGCGGAAGGAACAAAAUUAAAUUUAAUUAAUGAUAUUGAGGAGUUGAAGUUGAAGGUGAAUGGACUGAAUUCAAAGCUAAUUGAGGCCCAAUUUACCAUCACGAAGCUAAAAGAAGAGAAGAGCACAACAAUUCAAGAGAAUGAAUCACUCAAGCAAGAGCUGGCAAUAAUGUUGAGGAGGAAGCCUGUUGGUGUAAGAAGAGUUGAGGUUGGUUUCCCCUUGCUGUUUGUUUGCAUGGUUGCACUGAUCAGUCUGACAGUUGGAUAUGUUUUACACCGCUAGCGGAGAACACUUCAUCAUUAGGCUUUUAUUCAAGUCUCUUUAACUCUUUGUUAACUUUGGAAAUUGUUCCAAUGCUGGAGGUUGUAAUAGUCUGUUUAUCGCGGUAGCUUCAUACCAGGAUUGUUGAUGACCAGAUAUAGAAGAAACCUAUUAGAAAAUGGAUGUAUAAAGAACUUAUCUCUAACAAAGAAGAGAGAAUAAUCUCUUUUUCAGGAGUGACAGUUGGAUAUCUUUUACACCGCUAGUGGAGGCACCAUUUGUUUGGAUGUAAAAUAUUUUUUAAAAAAUAUUUUUUCUAGUGUUUGGUUAUCGUAAAA
Molecule: messenger RNA, 1706 nt
Organism: Cornus florida
Lineage: Eukaryota; Viridiplantae; Streptophyta; Magnoliopsida; Cornales; Cornaceae
Product: vesicle-associated protein 2-2-like
Exons: 9
Coding region: 436-1389 (317 amino acids)
Biological process (GO): endoplasmic reticulum membrane organization
Cellular component (GO): endoplasmic reticulum membrane; plasma membrane
Source: RefSeq, a predicted model, not a curated record